Molecule: messenger RNA, 1137 nt
Organism: Telopea speciosissima
Lineage: Eukaryota; Viridiplantae; Streptophyta; Magnoliopsida; Proteales; Proteaceae
Product: protein ELC-like
Exons: 1
Coding region: 22-1014 (330 amino acids)
Biological process (GO): protein transport; endosome to lysosome transport; protein modification process
Cellular component (GO): ESCRT I complex
Molecular function (GO): ubiquitin binding
Source: RefSeq, a predicted model, not a curated record
CUCUCGCUCUCUGCGUUGCCAAUGGCACCACCAUCAUCUACCCAAUUUGUUGAUGCUGCACUUUCCUGCAACAGCCAUUUUGCUCUCUCCUACACAGACCCUGAUAAAAAAUGGCUUAUCCGUGAUCACCUCCUCUCCUUGCUACAAGAAUUUCCUUCUUUCAAGCCCUCAACAGAUAUCUUCAUCCAUGAUGAUGGUACCACUGUCAACCUUCUAAAUGCAAGUGGCUCCCUGCAGGUCUCCCGAGCUCCUCGGCCGGUUCCUCUCACCAUAUGGCUCCAUCAAAACUACCCCUUUUCAGCUCCUAUUGUUUUGCUGUCUUUGGAUCCAUUCAACCCAGUUCUUCCUAGCCACCCUUUUGUCGAUCCCUCUGGAACCAUCACCUCCCCAUAUCUUGAGACUUGGUGCUAUCCUCGCUGCAACCUCUCCGAAUUCGCACACAACCUCACCCUCCUCUUUAGCCACCACUACCCUUUCUUCUCUCCUUCAGGCUCCAUCUUCUCAAGUGGUACUCAUCCCUCCUUCAUGUCAAAAAUGGAGGCCAUCGACGGCCUUGCUGGAGCCCUUCACCAUGACAUGGUAGCUUUACAGUCUGAAGUGGAGGGGGAGAUUGAGGGACUAUCAGCGUUGCAAGCUGAGCUGCUCAAGCGGAAUGACAUAACCACAAGCAUGCUACUGGGGCUUGAAUAUGAAAGCAUGAGCUUGAAGACAAUUGUGAGGGAAACAGCAGAGGAGGCUGACAUGCUACUAAAUUGGUUGAGAGCUAAUAAUUUGAACUCUGUUCAUGAGGUGGAGGAGGCAUUUGAGGCUGCAGAUGAGAAGUCAAAACUACUGCUUCACCACUCCGCCAAAGACCUGGCCAUAGAUGAUGUGAUAUAUGCAUUGGACAAGGCACUAGAGGAAGGAGUAGUAACAUACAGAGAAUACAUUAGGCAGGUAAGAGUCUUGGCAACAGAGCAGUUCUUCCACAGGGCUAAUGUAAUCAAAAUUAAGGAACUCAGACACCUCACUUAGAGGAUUGAAUCGAGGGAUCUUUUCUCAAAGUCUCGAUGUACAGUUGUUAAUAACAAAAUUGGUCUUCUUUCUUCCUUCUUCCCUGUAGGGCUUUGUGUUUCGACUCCAUGAGAAAAGUAAGUA